GCAAGCCCUGUGCAUUCCUCUUUAAACACCUCUCCCUCUUCUUUUCUCUCUCUCAAAACACUUUUUAUAACGGUGCCCUCUCUCUCUCUCUCUUCGCAGUGUCGACAACAUUUGAAGAUCAGAUUCUUGAAACCCUCCUUCUCUCUCCAAAUUUCUCUCUCUAGAAAUGUUGGCAUCUAUACGGUGUAAGAUCAACAGAUAAACGAGAGAUUCUGACACUUUGAUCUGCAAAACCAUCUUCAGAUCUCUCUUUCUACUAGAAUUUCGAACGUAAAUGGGGGCGUACAGAGCUGACGACGAUUACGAUUACUUGUUCAAAGUGGUUCUCAUCGGCGACUCAGGCGUCGGCAAAUCCAACCUUCUCUCCAGAUUCACCAGGAACGAGUUCAGCCUCGAGUCCAAAUCCACAAUCGGCGUCGAAUUCGCCACUCGCAGCAUUCAUGUCGACGACAAAGUCAUCAAGGCUCAGAUUUGGGACACCGCUGGCCAAGAAAGAUAUCGUGCAAUUACGAGUGCAUACUAUCGAGGAGCUGUUGGUGCAUUGCUUGUUUAUGACGUCACCCGGCAAAUCACGUUUGAGAACGUAGAGAGAUGGUUAAAGGAACUUCGCGAUCACACAGACCAAAACAUCGUGAUCAUGCUUGUGGGGAACAAGGCGGAUUUGCGUCAUUUGCGUGCUGUUUCCACUGAGGAUGCGAAGGGAUUUGCCGAAAGGGAGAGAACCUUCUUUAUGGAGACCUCUGCUCUAGAGUCCAUGAAUGUGGAAAAUGCUUUCACAGAAGUGCUCUCUCAGAUAUAUCGCGUCGUCAGCAAAAAGGCACUUGAAAUCGGGGAUGAUCCGACAGCUUUGCCCAAGGGGCAGACCAUUAAUAUGGGCGGCAAAGACGAUGUAUCAGCCGUGAAAAAAGUUGGAUGCUGCUCAUCAUAGUCUAAAGAAACGAAGAUAUUCCAGUGGCAAAAACCAAUUAUAAGGAAUGCGAAGAGUUAAAGAUUUCAGUGAUUUUAUUUGCAUUCUUCUUCUUCCAUCUCGUCUCUGUAAUUUUUCCCUUUCCUCGGUGUAUUAUUAGAGGUUUUUUUGGUCACUCUUUAGGUUAGUCUAUAUAUGAUUGCUCAGGAUUUGAUCUGGAAUGUUUUUUUUUUUUUUUUAUUUCCUUAUUUUUGCAUCGAAAUGGUUGAUUAAUUUUUGCAUAAUGGUAGUGGAAUGUUAGGUUGAUUACAUUUUGACGACCUAAAGUUUAUCAACAAGCUCAAGUUACACA
Molecule: messenger RNA, 1259 nt
Organism: Cornus florida
Lineage: Eukaryota; Viridiplantae; Streptophyta; Magnoliopsida; Cornales; Cornaceae
Product: ras-related protein RABA1f-like
Exons: 2
Coding region: 275-928 (217 amino acids)
Cellular component (GO): endosome
Molecular function (GO): GTPase activity; GTP binding
Source: RefSeq, a predicted model, not a curated record